This is a messenger RNA of Scaptodrosophila lebanonensis, 3173 nucleotides long. RefSeq names its product zinc finger protein 236 (gene zf30C). Gene Ontology annotation, cellular component: nucleus. The transcript is spliced from 4 exons. The record is from RefSeq and is a predicted model, not a curated record. Lineage: Eukaryota; Metazoa; Arthropoda; Insecta; Diptera; Drosophilidae. Gene Ontology annotation, molecular function: DNA-binding transcription factor activity, RNA polymerase II-specific; RNA polymerase II transcription regulatory region sequence-specific DNA binding. Gene Ontology annotation, biological process: regulation of transcription by RNA polymerase II. The coding region runs from base 293 to 3007 and encodes 904 amino acids.
UUGCUUUUGCAAAGUGGACAAGGUUGUUGGGCAUCGUGCAUUUUUCUAAGUGUAAAAAAAUUUAAGCGCACAUUCAAUUGAUUUAAAUUUUUUCGGUGUAUUGCGGCAAAGUGAAGCUAUUACAUUUUCUUACAGUGAUUGGUACGCACAACAAAAAACAACAACAAAUUAGCGCGCAACAAAAUGCGGCAGCUGCAGAACAAAAGGAAAUACAAAAUCGAUUAAGUGGCAAGCAAAGCAACACAACUGUUUGUCCGCAGCGAGCGAAACGCUCUUUUAUUACACAAACAAAAUGGAUGGCACAGGACCCAGUACAAGUGCUAGCCUCGGAGCCAUGUUGGUGCAGGUCACUACGGAUGGGGGCGUGCCGAAGCUGCACUGUCCGGUGUGCAACAAAGCGCUGGGCUCUCUGGCCGGCUAUGUGAAGCAUCUGAAGAAACACGAACCGCCUGGCGGCUUCAAAUGUCGCCACUGUAACUCGCUCUUCUGCCAGGAGGAUGAGCUGAAGAAGCACGUGGAGGCCACCCACGCGGAGCUGACGUGCAACCUGUGCCAUGGUAUGAGCUUCGUUAGUUCGGCCGCUUUGUGCUCUCACAUCAACGAGGUACAUCCCGAUGAGGAUAGGGAGAAGCACUUCAAAUUCUUGAAGUUUGGCUUGGGACUUGCCACUGAGGAUUCCAUAAAAAGCGAUAAUGCCACACGUUCCUUCAAAUGCGACAUAUGCGAUAAGAGUUUGCCGACCAGACGCGAUUUGAAACAGCAUCAGGAGACUGUGCACAAGACUGGACCUGGACGACGCCGGGGCUUUGCGGAAAAGAACGAACGUGCGCACAACGCUACACCUUCUGCUCUGACUCCGCCCGUACGCAAGGUGGAGUGCAAGGGCUGUAACGCCACCUACUCCAGCUCCUCGAAUCUAAUGAAGCACAGACGCAGUCGACCGGACACCUGCGGCCUGCCCAUCUAUGAUACGUGUACGCAACGGGGGCGUCCUCGUGGCUCACGCUCGUCCAAUACUUUGGACUCAUCAACUGCCGCAAAAAUAAAAGCGAAAGCCAAGAAGACGCGAAAAAAGCACGGCUCCAAUUCUUCUAGCGAUGGAGGAGAUGAUUUCAUGGACAAUGAUAACGUAGACAGCAGCGAUGAUGAUCUGCCAUUGGCCAACAGACUCAAGACACGAGGCCAGCAAAUGAAGCAGGAGCCCAUCAGCACUGCAGUCAGCGAUUCGGAUGAAGAGUAUCCCGACUUCGAGCCCACCAAUAGCGACGAUGAUGACUUCAAACUGCCCGCACCUGCAAAGGUAAAGGAGGAGACAUACGAUGAUGAUUUCGAGUACCAGGAUGCCAGCCUCUUUGUGCAGUCCACAUGCGCCGUCAAGGAGGAGGGCACAGGCAGCGAAAUUUUCAUCAAUGAGAAGGACAAGUUGCUGGAUGUGCUGCUCAGCACCGAGGAGGAUGGAGUUGUGGCAACUGGCGAGACCAAUCUAAAGCCAUUCGAAAGUCUGAAAGUGGAGCACGCGAUGCUGGAUGAAAUAGCCGCUGUGCCUUUGGCGGCCACAAACGAGCCGGAGUCCGUGGAGGAAGAUGUUCUGGCGCUGCAAGAGCCUGCAUCUCCGGAAGACAACGACGACGACGAUGAUGAUGAUGAUGACGAGGACUUUGAAUAUGACAGUGAAGCUGAGAAAAAAUCUAAACGCAAGAAACAAUCAAAAGCGAAGGCGUCUAAACCGACGGGUCCCAAGCGUAAAUAUCGAAAACGCAAUGCCCCGCGUACACCGUCACCCUCAUCGGACAGCCAAAUGCCGAAACGUGUUGCCAAGAUCAGCAAGAAAGAGCUCAAGGAACGUCUCAAGAUGAUCAACAAAGUGGAAAAGUCGUGGAAGUGUCCGCACUGCGUCAAAAUCUAUCACAUACGCAAGCCGUACGAGAAACAUUUACGCGACGAUCACAAACUAACGCCCGAGCAAAUGAAGGAGAUAUUCAAAGAUGUCGAUGCGCACGCCAAGCUGGAUGAGGAGGUCUUCAAAUGCAAGAUAUGCUCCAAGAUCUAUUUGGUGGAGAAACGUCUGGAGACGCACAUGAAGGUGCACGGCGAGGACGGCAGUCUCACCUUUAAGUGCCCCUGCUAUUGCAAUCUAUUCUUUGCCACCAAGGAGGAGGCCACAGCACACGCCCACAAGCAACACAAGGAGCUGCUCUACUGUGUCAUCUGCGACAAGUACAUGACUGGCCACGACAGCUUAAAGAACCACGAGAAGAACUUCCAUUCAAAAAAACAGCCACGCAAUCAGCCCCGUAAUCUCAUCUGCGACAAGUGUGGCAAAAAGUUUACCGGACGCACCUCUUUAUCGGAUCACGUGCGCUCCGAUUGCGGUCGACUGCCCCUCUAUCAGUGCUCUGUGUGCAGUAAACGUCUCUCCACCGCCGGCAUUUUGAAAACCCACAUGCUGCUCCAUAAGGAUGAGACGCCAUACCAGUGCGACAAAUGCGGCAAGACUUUCAAGGUGAAGGCUCAGUACAAAUCGCAUCUAAAAACGCGACACACGGACUACAAACCCUACAAGUGUCAUCUCUGCCCCAAGGAAUAUCCCUACCGUGAAAGUCUGCUGACGCACAUGACCGUCCACACAGGCAUCAAGCGGUUCCUCUGCAACAAUUGUGGCAAACGAUUCACUUGCAUCUCGAAUCUCCAGGCGCAUCGGAAGGUGCAUGCCGACACCUGCGGCCUAUUGCCCCUGAAUGCAAAGGCCACGCAAUAUAUGGGCGUGCAGCGGGGCAAGCUGUUGAUGGGCGCGAAGCCCGAGGCAGGAAUGGAGUAUGAAGAGACCAAGACCCUCAUUGCGCAGGAUGUUAUUGAUCGCGAUAUGCCAAUGGCACAGGAACUUAAUUUUCCCUCAGAGCCAUCGGCGCCGUUGGCCACUGUGCCCCUCAACUAUGCCUCCUCUCAUCUGGUUCCGCAUAUUGUGCUUCAAACCAUGCAGGCGGAGGCCAGGCGCUCAUCAAAUUAGAUUAAGGUAGAGUAGUUAAUGAUUAUUUUCUAUUAUGCGCCCGCAGUUUAUAUAAAAUACGCCUUGUAUAUAAUGUCGAAGACUUUUUGUGCAUUUGCUUACAUUAACUUACGACUAAUUGACAAUUACUAGAUGGAUUGCGAACUGCAGCAAGUAUUGGUUGAUU